AAGCUGAAAUCUCGCCCCCUGACGACAUUCAACACUUGAAUCCUUGCGUCAGCACAUCCCCCGCACAUUUACAAACAUGAAUAAAAUUAUUUUUACUCUGGGACUUUUGGCCCUUGCCACGGUGGUCAGCGCCAGUGGAUACGAAGAAGAUCACGGCAAGUCAACCUACGAAGAAAAGACAAAAACCGUGCACAUUCCCAUCUACAAGAAGUAUGCCAUACCAAUUCCUCAUCCCGUGCCGGUACAAGUGCCUCAAGAAAUCAAGAUCCCCAUACCCCAACCGUACAAUGUCCAGGUUCAGGUCCCUCAUCCCUACCCCGUGGAAGUUAUAAAGCACGUUGAAAUUCCGGUUGAAAAGCCCGAGCCAUACACCGUCGAGAAACACGUACCCUUCGUCGUUGAAAAGCCCUACCCGGUAUACGUCGAGAAGAAAUUCCCCGUUCCAAUUGCCAAGCCGUACCCAGUUCACGUGCCAGUUUACAAGCACGUUUUCCAUCACACUUCGUCCGGUGGACACGGUAAAGGCUGGCACUAAACUUCGGCCAUAUGUCAAAUUAUCACCAUCUAAAUUUUAACGCCAUACAAGAAAACCGCAACUAUCUUAAUUUA
Neodiprion virginianus is the source of this 609-nucleotide messenger RNA. Its product is annotated as MAGE-like protein 2. The transcript is spliced from 4 exons. The record is from RefSeq and is a predicted model, not a curated record. Bases 77 to 535 code for a protein of 152 amino acids. Lineage: Eukaryota; Metazoa; Arthropoda; Insecta; Hymenoptera; Diprionidae.